Messenger RNA from Vanessa tameamea, 4928 nucleotides. RefSeq names its product fibulin-2-like. Gene Ontology annotation, molecular function: calcium ion binding. The coding region runs from base 174 to 3974 and encodes 1266 amino acids. The record is from RefSeq and is a predicted model, not a curated record. The transcript has 24 exons. NCBI's taxonomy places the organism in Eukaryota, Metazoa, Arthropoda, Insecta, Lepidoptera, Nymphalidae.
GUGACCCGUAUAUCAUAGCUGAGUUAGGCACUGGCAGGACGACUCGUAUCACGAAACACUCAAAUAAUAUGAUUUCCGAAACAAGUGACUUAUUUAACACUUUAAAUUUGAUAUUGUGUCAGUUCUAAGUGAAGUGAAUCGUGGAUUUCGAAAAUUUAUUUUAAAAUAUAAAAAUGAAAUUUUUAAUUGUGAUUACAUUAGUGCUAUGUUUCACGUCGAAGUAUUCUGUCCAGGGCCUCACAUCAGAAGAAGUAGCUGAAGUAACCGAAACGUGUUGCUCAUUUGGGGAGACGUUUGCGUUGGCAUCAUCCAGCAAGGAUUGUUCAGGUGCGGGCCUUCCUGACGAUUUGCAACCUGAGCAUAAGGAUGUCUGCAGCUCAUCUGUCAAGAGCUGCUGUGAGCAGCAGUUACAAAUCAAUGAAGAUUGUGAUGCUGGAAUAAAAUUAGCAGCUUUAAAGCGAUGUACGACUCCAAAAAGUGAAAUUGGAAAGACAUGUUGCGAAGAAUGUGCAUUUGGUAGACUAACUGGUGAGUCACAAGGGAAGCUGGGAUGUGGGGAAUUAAGUGAUGACUCCUUCAGUCCUACCAGUGCAUUGAGAAAGAAAGCCUACUAUCAAUGUUGCAUGGACGCCUCAGAAGAACUAGAGACUACAACAGAAAAAAAAGAAACAACUACCACUGAAAAACCUAAAGAAAAAUGUAAGGCUAAUUCUUGUGAUCAUAUUUGUACGGAUGACGAUGGCAAGUUACGAUGUUCUUGCCGGGAAGGUUUUAGACUUCAACCCGAUAAAAAGUCCUGUAAAGAUAUAAACGAAUGUGCUGAAGCUAUAGACGAUCUCUGUACGGCUGAAGAUACUGUCUGCCACAACACCGAAGGUUCAUUUAAGUGUGUUCCUCUAAAGAAGAGAGAUGUAAGUUUGAGCUGUCCCCCUGGAUUUAAACGAAAUGUAAUCAACCAAGUCUGUGAUGAUAUAAAUGAAUGUCGUCUUCCAAAACCUCCUUGUCCAAAAUAUUUAUGUGAAAAUACGAUAGGAGGUUACAAAUGCGCAGGAAAACCUGGAAAACCGUUCAGUGAGGAUGCUACAAAACCUACCCCAGAAUCUGGUGCGGGUACGACACCACGCACCAAGGUUGACAUUUGUCCUGUAGGUUUCAGAGCUGGUCCUGACGAUGAGUGUUUAGACAUCGACGAGUGUGAGGAGACUUUGGACGACUGCCAGCGAUUAUCCCAGCACUGUAUCAAUUCUCACGGCAGCUAUUUCUGCCAGGAUCAUGUUUCAAAGCGAUGUGCACCUGGCUUCAAGGUUAAUUCGGGCACCGGUAUUUGUGAAGAUAUUGACGAAUGCGAGGAAAGUUUAGAGGUUUGCAAAAGAAAUGAGGUCUGUAUCAAUCUGCCCGGAGCGUACAACUGCAAGUCCAAGAUCAGCACAUUACCAAAAUUAGCAACGAAAACAUGUCAAGAAGGAACACGUGUUCGACCUGGUGGAACUAUUUGUGAAGACGUAGACGAAUGUCGCGAAGGAUCACACUUAUGUGAUCAGUUUCAAAAUUGUAUUAAUACCUAUGGAGGGCAUGAAUGUCGCUGUAAAAAUGGCUUCGAGUUAGACUCUACCUCAGGAUCCUGUGUCGAUGUCGACGAAUGCGCUAUGAGACUAGACAACUGUGCACCCGGGCACCAUUGUCUGAAUGUUUUGGGUUCCUUCACGUGUACCCGACGUGCCUUAACCACCAGCACAACAACCGCAUUACCAGCCUAUGAAUACGAAUAUUACGAUUUUGAGGAAGAAACUACUGAAAUAACUGCAUCAACUACCUCUUCUACUACAACAUCAAGACCAACUACAACAAGUACUACAACACUACGACCCACUACUACGAGUACAACAACCACUACAACACCACGGCCAACUACUACUAGUACAACAAGCACUACAACACCACGUCCAACUACAACUAGUACAAGUACAACACUGAGACCAAAUCCGCCACCCAGAAGAUAUCCUCAUUAUCCGAGACCGGGCUUCCGAAGAACUACAACACCUAUUCCACCAUAUAGAAGACCAGAUUACUAUCCAAGAAGACCAGUCAAUACAUUCUCUCCAACAGAGGUAACAGUAACAAAUUCGAGAGAUCCAGUUACGAUAGAAAGAGAUAGACAACCUGACGGUAGUUAUUCUGUAAAUACGAGCGAUAUACCCAAAGAAACAUGGACUGUAGUUACUGGAAAAGAGAGUACCGAUGAUUUUGAUCCAAACCAACUCCAUUGUCUUAAUGGAUAUGAGAGGAACGAGCGAGGGGAAUGCGUUGACAUAAAUGAAUGUAGAAACAAUAGAAACAUCUGCGGUGUAUCAGAAGUUUGUAUUAAUAGUCCAGGCGGAUACAAAUGCGAGUGCAAGCUUGGGUACAGCAUCGACGAUUCUGGAAAGUGUGUAAUUGUAACACUUCCAACUGCUAGCAAGCCUACUACGACCACAGAGAGGACAACUCCUCGUGUAGAACCAACAGCGUCUACUCCAGGGAGAACUUCAGGGUGGUUACCGUGGAUUCCUGGUCGCAAUAACCCGCCACAAAAUUGUGAACUAGGACACACUUAUAGCAGCACUCAAAAGAAAUGUAUUGACGUUGAUGAAUGCGCGACUGGGAGAGCAAGCUGUGCGCCAGAGGAAGACUGCAUCAACACCGAUGGUGGCUACAGCUGCGUAUGCGGCCUGCGCUGCAGGACCAACUCAGCUACACCUGCUUAUACUUACCGCGAGACCCCCCCGUCUUACACACCGGAUUCGACAAUCAUAACAGUCGGGGCACAGUAUGGUCAGAGAGGAACCCACUACAUGAGGCCAACGUAUACGCGACUACAAGAGACGGGCGCGGUGGUCACCACUUGCCCAUGGGGUUACAAACUGACUCCCGAUAGGGUUUGCGUUGAUAUUGACGAAUGUGAACGCAACGUGUCCGAGUGUGGACCGCAACAGCGCUGCGAAAACUUCUAUGGAGGAUAUUCUUGCCAAUGUCCGCCUGGACACAGGAACAUUGGCAAGAACUGUGAAGAUAUUGACGAAUGCAGUUACGGCAAUAUAUGCUCGUACAACGCUCGUUGCGUAAACACAGUUGGAUCGUACCGUUGCGAAUGUUCGGAUGGGUUCCGUAACGCUCCGACCAAUGACAAAGUGUGCGUGGAUGUGGACGAGUGCGUCGACAUGCCAUCGCUGUGUGAGCACAGCUGUGCCAACGCCUGGGGUGGUUACCGGUGCUAUUGCAACCGAGGAUAUAGGUUGAAUAAUGACAACAGGACGUGUGUGGACAUAGACGAGUGUGAAGAGUGGGGCCGCGCGCGGUCCCGAGGUCGGCUGUGCGGUGGACGCUGUGUCAACGCGCCCGGCUCCUACCGCUGCGACUGCCCACAGGGGUACCGCAUCGGGGAAGACAAGCGCACUUGCAUAGAUAUCGACGAAUGCGAGUCGGGUGAGGCACGCUGCGGGCACGGAGCGGGUGAGGUGUGUCAGAACACGCGCGGUGGGUAUCACUGUCAUCACAUCGACUGUCCACCCGGCUAUCAGCUAGAAGGAAAACACAAAUGUACGCGUAUCCAGCGUUCGUGUCCGAUAUCAGAUUGGGGAUGUCUUCAUCAGCCCAGCACCUACAGUUACAAUUUUAUCACUUUUGUUUCCAAAUUAUUCCUUCCAAUGGGUAGUGUGGACCUAUUUUCAAUGCAAGGGCCAGGCUGGCUCGACUCGGUAGUAAACUUCGAAAUGCGUCUUUUGAACGUGAAAGCGGCGCCCGGCGUCGAGCCUGCAGAUAUUAGAUGUUUUGGCAUGCGACCUACAGCUAACGUUUGUGUCGUAUCUCUCCAAUGUUCGCUCGCCGGGCCGCAGGUUGCGGAGCUGGAGUUAACGAUGUCUCUGUACCAACGAGCACAGUACGCCGGCAGCGCUGUAGCGAGGCUCAUCGUUAUUGUAUCCGAAUAUGAAUUCUAAUUAAGGGAAUAAAUGUACAGUUUUUUAAAUAAAUCAUAAUUUAAAUAAUGUUCAAUCAAAGUUUAUUUUCGUGCUAACUUGAAACGUAUUAGAUGAAAAUGUAGACGUACUUACCAAAUUGUCUAAGUUAAUAUUUAGAGAUUAGAAUACUAUAAUUGUGUUCAGCAAUGAAAAAAAUUUGGACUUCUAUAUCUUUUGAUGUCGCCAUAAUUUAAAUUUCGUAAAUAAAGUAGGUAAUGUAAAAUUAUCAACUGUGCUUGUCAUAAGGACAAAACAAUAUUAUAUAUGUUAAAAAUAACGCCUGUCUAAUGAACUUUGUAAAUAUAAAAUGGCAGAAAGCCGCGUGCAGCGUCUGCUAAGAACACAAUUAUUCGAUGACCAUUUCUGCUUUUUGCUGUUGUUCACUUUUGGUUGAUUCUUGUUAUACUAUUAACUGUACUUGUAAAAUCGGUAAACUAAACUAUUCUUUUAAAAUAAUAAUAAAAAAUAUUCGAUUUACGAAAUAUUUUAAAUGAUGAAAUGAAUUCGAUAGAACUUAAACUACUUUAAGAUUACUUAAUUUUAUUUGUUUUAGAAUGUUUCCACUUCAUAAUGUAAAUUAAUAUUUAUUGUUAACUACGUUAUAAUAAAAUUUAACAAAAACGAUUUUAAUCUAUUAUUGCUAUUCAUAUGUUAUAACGAAUAUUGUUUAGAGAGGUAUAUGAACUUAGAUAACAAUGAUAUAAAUAUUUACAUUUAAAAGAAAUAUCAUUCUAGAUAAAAAAUAUUCACUUCUCUUGGGUCACUGAGCUCUUUUAUUCGACAUCCAUUUGAUGGUUAUUAUCGUCUUACUUACAUAAGUACAUACCUAUAUAUUCGUUAUGAAAUAUAUAACAAUUUAAUCGCUUUAUAUAAACAAAAGUUAAAAUAAAGAAGUGAUAAAUGUGAGGAAAAAAAUAUUACUACUUGAUUUUU